AUGACACUUCGGACCCUCGAUAUAACCUUUGGUAAAAAACCGUUUCGCCAAAAGACAAUUCGCCAUGGCGAAAUGUCGUGUGCCGUUUCGCCAACUGGCGAAAUGUCGUGUGCCGUUUCGCCAACUGGCGAAAUGUCAUAUGCCGUUGAAAAUAGUGAUAGUAGUUGGAAGUCAUUUUAUAAUAUCGAAUCCAAAAAUUGCCUUCUUCAGGGUUAUGGUGAUGAUCUGACAGCGAUAUGUAAAGGUAAUGACCGUAAAUAUAUAGUGAAGAAACUUAUGGUAUUUAUUAAAGAAAUAGAUAAAACAUUGAAAGAUUUGACAUCAGAGAUAAUAAUACAUUUAAUUGGGAUCAACACAUACAAUCAGUAUGGGCAACACACAGUGGAUAAUUAUGAUUCAGCAUGUGCAUAA
This is a messenger RNA of Didymodactylos carnosus, 411 nucleotides long. NCBI's taxonomy places the organism in Eukaryota, Metazoa, Rotifera, Eurotatoria, Philodinida, Philodinidae. The record is from the annotation of a GenBank genome assembly.